Teleopsis dalmanni is the source of this 2557-nucleotide messenger RNA. RefSeq names its product SAFB-like transcription modulator. The transcript has 10 exons. Gene Ontology annotation, cellular component: nucleus. NCBI's taxonomy places the organism in Eukaryota, Metazoa, Arthropoda, Insecta, Diptera, Diopsidae. The coding region runs from base 32 to 2557 and encodes 841 amino acids. The record is from RefSeq and is a predicted model, not a curated record. Gene Ontology annotation, biological process: regulation of transcription by RNA polymerase II; regulation of mRNA processing. Gene Ontology annotation, molecular function: sequence-specific DNA binding; RNA binding.
CACAAUUUAAAGAAAUACUUCUGUAAACAAAAUGGUUGAAACUGGUAAAAAGUUAAGUGAAUUAAGGGUUUCUGAUCUGAAACUUCAGCUUGAGAAACGUAAAAUGGAUACUGUUGGUGCUAAGGCCACAUUAGUAGAACGUUUAGAAAAGGCCUUAAAGCAAGAAGGCCAUGAUCCUCAGAAAUACGUUUUUAAAAGUGGAGAUAAAAUAACUCCAAAAUCUAAAGAUAGAACUGGAACGGAAGAAAUAAAAAUAAAGGAAGAACCCGUUAUGGAUGGUUACCCAGAAGACAGUCGUGAUGGAUUUCAGUCUGGUAAUGAAAAUGGCGAUGCAGAUGCGAACGUAGAUGACGAGAUUGAUCAAGUGGGAACUGUAGAUGACGAGUGUGUUAUCAUUGAAAAUGAAGAUGAAGAGUCUCAAUAUGUUGAUGAUGCAGAUGCUGAAGCAGACGUCGAUGCUGAUGCUGACGCUGAUGAACAAGAAAAUGAGGAAAAUGAACGUGGUGAAGGUGAUGAAGUGCACGAAGAAGAGGACGAAGAAGAAAUUAGUGAAAAUAAUAAUCAUGACACCGAAGAAUCAAUUAAUUUGACAAUUGGCGAAGAAGAGCAACAAUUAUUACAUGAAGCUGCAGAUGAAAAGGAAAAAACAGCUGAAGCCAGCAAAUCACAAAAGGAUAAGAGCUCAGCUAAGGAACAACAAAAUAGCGACAAAGGAAAAAAAGAUGAGAAAAAGGGUGGCAAAGAUGAGGCUUCCAACAAAAAUAAGAAAAAAGAAGAGAAGUCCAUUGACAAAAAAGACACGAGUGAACAUAAAUCGUCAACAAAAUCGUCACAUAAGGAUGAAAAAGAAAAGACUACUAAUGCAUCAACUGUUAGCAUCUCAUCGAAAUCCUCAAAGCCUACAGUUCCAUCACGUAAUUUAUGGGUUUCCGGUUUAUCAACAUUGACACGUGCAAGUGACUUGAAAACAAUUUUCUCCAAGUAUGGCAAAGUAAUCGGUGCAAAGGUUGUUACAAAUACGCGUACACCGGGUUCCCGUUGUUACGGUUACGUUACAAUGUCAUCAUCAUCUGAUGCUACUCGUUGUAUCGAAAAUUUGAACCGGACUGAACUGCAUGGGCGCAUUAUAUCUGUGGAACGUACAAAAAAUGAAAUUGGUAAUACAUCAAACGGAGCUAAGGACUCAGCAAAAGUUACAGGUUCGCGUUCAGCAUCCAAAAAGAAAGAUGACGACAAAAAAAGUUCUGCUAAAGAUGGUGCCAAACCUUAUGAUGAAAAACGGAAACUUGGUGAUACUAAAAAAGACGAUAAGGACAAAGAUAAGGGAAAGGAUAAAAAAGAUGAUAAAGAAGCCAAAGAUGAAAAAUCAAAUGACAAUAAACGUUCACGUGACCAAGUUCGUUCCAAGGAAGUCGAUAAAGAGCGUGAACAGCGCAUACGCGAAAGGGAACGUGAACGCGAGCGCAUACGUCAACGCGAAAUUCUCUCUUAUCAAAAGAUACGCGAAGAAAGGGAACGUCAGCGUUUGCGUCAAAAGGAAAGAGAAUUGCGUGAAGAGGAACGUCGUCGCCGGGAGAUACGCGAUCGUCAACGUCAAGAAGAAAUUCGUCUAGCAGAAGAACGCAGAAAGUUGGCUCAGGAACGUGAACGUCUUGAACGAGAAAAGGCUGAGCUUAUGCGUUUGGAACGUGAGCGUCAAAAGUUGGAACGUGAAAAAAUUGAACUGGAACGACUUGAGCUAAAGCGCCAACAAAUGAAAAUGUUACAAGCUCGUGAGGAACCCAUCAAACGUCAUUCGAAGCACACUAGUGAUGAUCGGUAUGCUGAAGUUUCCGAACGUAAACGUACAACAACAAAUGAAGGACGUAUGGAAGCACCACCACCACCUAGGUUUGAUGCCAGCUUAGUAUCCUCAAGAAGUUUCGAUAAGAAGCGUGAUGAUUAUAACAGUACAGCAACAUCAAAACGUUUAGAUUACAGCAAACGCGAUGACUACACAAGUUCUAGUUCUAAACGUAGUGCCAUUGACGAUUAUACUGCAGUACCAGCGAAGCGUAAUACCGAAGAUUACGCUAAUAAGCGUGGAGAUUACAUGACAGGGGCAAACAAUAAGUAUAUAACUUUAUUAGUAGACACAGAGGCAGAGAUAUCAGUAAUAAAAGAUGGUAUAAUAGGGAAGAGCAAUUUUGAUAACACAAAAAACUGCCAAAUAAAUGGCAUAACAGGAAAAACAACCACAGAAGGUUUAAUAGAUAUAAAUUUAUUUUUUGAUGGUAAAACAAUACCUCACAAAUUCAAUGUCACAAAAGAUAAUAUAAAUUUACCUAUAGAUGGUAUAUUAGUGAUCUCAAACUCAGAAGAUGAGAUUGUCUUACCCUUGAAUAUAAAAAUAAAAACCAUUAAAAAUAUCAAAAUACUGCCCAGGGUAGAAGUAAUUCAAGUAGUUGAACUAAAUACAAAAGAAGACAGUUUAGUCUGUGGAAAAGAAAUAGUGAAAGGAGUAUUCAUAGCUAAUUCUUUAAUAUCUGCCAAAGGUAUACUAGAGACACACCUGUAG